UGGGCCAAUUUAGAUUCAGGAAACGUUGUGUGUGUGUGUGUGUGUCGUUAAAUAAGCGAAUACAGAACGUUUUUAUAACGUUUAUAAAUUACUUAAAAAAACUAUGUCCGAUAGUAAUCGGUGCGCGGUGUGUUCGAACUCGGCGUCGCAAAAGUGCGCGGGCUGUCACAAUAUUUAUUAUUGUUCCCGGGAACAUCAGAAAUCCGACUGGAAGAAACACAAACAAUCCUGUAGGCCCUAUAAGAUUAGCUGCGAUGCUACUCUCGGUCGUCACCUCAUCGCUACCCGCGACCUAAAAUGUGGCGAAAUUAUCUUACAAGAACCGCCACUGAUCUGGGGUCCCCCGCAGAUAACAAUCCCGGUAUGUUUAGGCUGCGGUAACGCAAUAAAGCGCGAAAACUUUAAGCCGUGCUCCAAAUGCGGUUGGCCCGUUUGCAGUGACAUUUGCGAAAAGAGCCCCAGUCACAUACCCGAGUGUCAAUACACGGUAUCCCGAGGAUCGAAGGUGACAAUCUCGACAUUUGAUACGGUUCAUCCGUCCUACCAGUGCAUCACCGUUUUACGGUGUCUGUACCAAAAACAGUUUUUGUCGGAGGUGUGGAAGAAGUUGGAGGUGCUACAGUCGCACUGCGAGGAGCGAAAGACCACGCCCAAGUACGAACGCGAUCGCGAGAACAUCGCGCAGUUCACUUUGAGCUUCUUUAAGCUGAGGAAUGUUUUUAGUGAGGAGGAUAUUUUGCGGGUGUGCGGCAUUUUGAUGGUGAAUGGACACGAGGUGCCCCUCACAACCCCAUCCCAUGUAGCUCUCUAUGAAGUGGCCUCAAUGUUAGAACACAAUUGUGCGGCCAACUGUAAUAAGACUUUCACUGAUCAGGGUUCCAUCCUCAUAAAAGCCGGAGUGAACGUUAAAAAAGGUGACCACUUAAGCAUAUGCUACACAGACCCACUAUGGGGCACGGCCAAUAGGAGACACCACCUCUACGAGUCGAAAUUCUUCUGGUGCACCUGUGACAGAUGCUCUGAUCCUACAGAGUUCGGUACCAACUUCAGUGCCAUGAAGUGCCAGAACAGUGACUGUUCGGGUUACCUCCUUCCACCGACGUUCCUGGACCAAUCGAGGAAUGGCAAACUGCAAAACUGGGUGUGCAACAAGUGUGCUUUGACCAGUAGCUCGCACCACGUUCAAGAAAUACUGGACCGAGUGGGGCAAGAUCUGCACGAAAUGAAAAAGGAAGACAGUGGGGUGGCCAAAGAGUUUUUAAAGAAUUAUGCAAAGUAUUUGCAUAAUAACCAUUAUUAUUUGACUGACGUCAGGUUGGCUUUGGGGCAACUGUUGGGGCAUGAAGAUGACCGGGGGUUGCCUGCCUUGACUGAUGAAGACUUGGAGUUAAAAGCCAGAUUGUGCCAAAUGGUUUCUAAUUUAAUAAAGACUUUGGCUCCCGGUGAAUCCAGAAUUCGAGGCCUCUUGCUGUUUGAAUUACAUGCUGCCGUGGCAGAAUUAGGACGCAGGAGUUGCGAUCCCCAUCAACUCAUUGCUGUGCUUCAAGAAUCAAAGAAACUGUUGGAUGAAGCCUCAGAACUAUUGAGGCAUCAACCGAAACGCCUCCCAGAGGGAAAAAUAUACGUGCAAACCCAAAAGAACAUGAAAGAACUGGAGAUGGUACUCAAAACUUUGCACAGGAACAUCGGCGAUUCACCUGUUUGAUUAUUAAUUAAACUUAUAUGUAUUUAUUUA
Anthonomus grandis grandis is the source of this 1735-nucleotide messenger RNA. Its product is annotated as SET domain-containing protein SmydA-8-like. Lineage: Eukaryota; Metazoa; Arthropoda; Insecta; Coleoptera; Curculionidae. Gene Ontology annotation, molecular function: protein binding. The transcript has 8 exons. The record is from RefSeq and is a predicted model, not a curated record. Bases 104 to 1705 code for a protein of 533 amino acids.